GUCCUAAAGCUUGGUCAGCUCAAAGGGAGUGGUUCUAUAAUUCCAAAGACAGUCUCAUCUGCCCUGCCCUACCCGACUGGGUCCUUGCACCGUACCCCACCGCAGCCACUGAGGAGGAGGAGGAGGAGGACAUCCCAGUGCCAGAACAAGCCAGACAAAGUUCAGGUGUUUCUAAGACCUCAAGUGAGGUAGGCCUAGAGCCUGACAGACCUAAGGUCCUAGGGGGUCUCUGAAAGUGCCCAGUUUCUAUUCAGCACCCAGUGAUGACCCGCCCAAGACUGGCCCGGGGCCUGGUGUUCUUCCUGCUUGCUGGCACAGGUCUCUGGGUCCUGUGGAAGUAUAUCAAGGACUGGCUGCUGGUCUCCUACAUACCCUAUUACCUCCCCUGCCCAGAGUUCUUCAAUAUGAAGCUGCCCUUCAGGAAGGAGAAACUGUUCCAGCCUGUGACACAGUUACAGUACCCUCAGCCUAAGCUGCUGGAACACGGACCCACAGAGCUGCUGACACUUACCCCGUGGUUGGCACCCAUCAUCUCCGAGGGAACCUUUGACCCGGAGCUUCUGAAGAAUAUGUACCAGCCGUUGAACCUGACCAUUGGAGUCACCGUGUUUGCCGUGGGGAAGUACACCUGCUUCAUUCAGCCCUUCCUGGAGACAGCUGAAGAGUUCUUUAUGCGUGGGUACCAAGUACACUAUUACCUCUUUACCAGUGAUCCUGCAGCCGUUCCCAGAGUUCCCCUGGGCCCCGGUCGGCUCCUCACUGUCAUCCCUAUCCAGGGUUAUUCCCGGUGGGAGGAGAUCUCCAUGCGCCGAAUGGAGACCAUCAACAAACACAUUGCCAAGAGAGCCCACAAAGAAGUGGAUUACCUCUUCUGUGUCGAUGUGGAUAUGGUCUUCCGUAACCCAUGGGGCCCCGAGACCUUGGGGGAUCUAGUGGCUGCCAUUCACCCGGGCUAUUUUGCUGUACCUCGCCGGGAAUUCCCUUAUGAACGCAGGCAAGUUUCCUCUGCCUUUGUGGCAGACAAUGAGGGGGACUUCUAUUAUGGUGGGGCACUCUUUGGGGGACGAGUGGCCAAAGUGUAUGAGUUUACCCGGGCCUGCCACAUGGCCAUUCUGGCAGACAAAGCUAACAGCAUUAUGGCAGCCUGGCAGGAGGAGAGCCACCUGAACCGCCACUUCAUCUGGCACAAACCAUCUAAAGUGCUGUCCCCAGAGUACCUCUGGGAUGAAAGGAAGCCUCAGCCCCGAAGCCUGAAGAUGAUUCGAUUCUCCUCAGUAAAAAAGAAUGCCAACCGGCUGAGGAACUAACAGCCAAGCUAAGACCCGCCCCAUGCCAAGCCCAGCUUAACCCUCGAAUAUCUCAGUAUACCAGGGGAGUCUAACCAGGAAAAUGGAUGUAGAGACAGUGUAAACUAUGAGAUGUUGUGUACCCACAGUCAUAUAGCAAUCCAGCACAUGAUUGGUUGGACAAGAGGGAGGCAUCAAAAUAGACGGCCUUUCAGGCCUCCCACGCCUACCCAACAGGAUGGAUGGAUGUGCCUUCUUGAGGCAAGCUGGGGAAUCCAGCUCUGCUCGGAGUGCCUGGGGGAUGCUGCCCUCGAUUGUUAGUUAAAUAUUGAUGUUUAGUUUUGUUUUAAUCUGCGACGGUGGAGAUCCAACCUGGGGGCUUGCACACUGAAGGGAAACACUUUGCCCCUGAGCUGCCUUCAGCCCUGCCUGCUACCUUGAAGCUGCACAUUAAUGCCCUCAUCCCAGCAAUGCUGUCCCCCUAGCCAUGGGCAGCUGUGGAUACUCAGGAUUCCUGAGCUAGGUCUGAAACAAACCAGGCUUAGCUUUCCUCUGGUCACCUGCAUCCCAUGGUGAGCCACACUCUCAGGUCCUAGAUGUCUACUUUGUUACACGGUUUGAGGUAGCUUUCAAUAAAGAUGGUGUAUACUA
This is a messenger RNA of Mus pahari (shrew mouse), 1937 nucleotides long. RefSeq names its product globoside alpha-1,3-N-acetylgalactosaminyltransferase 1 (FORS blood group) (gene Gbgt1). Gene Ontology annotation, biological process: carbohydrate metabolic process. The coding region runs from base 264 to 1307 and encodes 347 amino acids. The record is from RefSeq and is a predicted model, not a curated record. Gene Ontology annotation, cellular component: membrane; Golgi apparatus; vesicle. Lineage: Eukaryota; Metazoa; Chordata; Mammalia; Rodentia; Muridae. The transcript is spliced from 7 exons. Gene Ontology annotation, molecular function: globoside alpha-N-acetylgalactosaminyltransferase activity.